Messenger RNA from Patiria miniata (bat star), 4388 nucleotides. RefSeq names its product glutathione hydrolase-like YwrD proenzyme. Lineage: Eukaryota; Metazoa; Echinodermata; Asteroidea; Valvatida; Asterinidae. The transcript has 9 exons. Bases 67 to 1740 code for a protein of 557 amino acids. Gene Ontology annotation, molecular function: glutathione gamma-glutamate hydrolase. The record is from RefSeq and is a predicted model, not a curated record. Gene Ontology annotation, biological process: glutathione catabolic process.
GCUACUUGAGGGCGCUCGAAAACAAAGUUAGACCAAAAACAAGAUGGCUGCGCCCAUGUUGCAGAAAUGACAAAUUCACCAUACGGCACACGUGGCAGCACAGUCUGUUACGGUGAUGCUUGCGUCACAUCCAGCCAGACACAAGCUUCAGAGAUAGGCUUGGGUAUUUUGAAAGCUGGUGGUAAUGCAGCAGAUGCUGCUGUUGCUGUUGCUGCUGCACUGAAUGUCCUGUCCCCAUGCUUUACUGGAAUUGGCGGCGAUUGCUUCUGCCUGUACUACGAUGCCGCUUCAAAAAGAGUCAGGGGAUUAAAUGGAAGUGGACGAUCCUCCUCAGACAUAAACCUGGACGUUGUCCAGCAGCUAGGCUUCAGUAGUACCAAUCCCAUACCAAGGACUCAUGGUCUUAAUGUGACCGUUCCAGGGGCAGCAGCCGGAUGGGUGGAUACAGUGACAGAGUUUGGCUCAGGAAAACUUUCCAUGCAACAGAUUCUCCAACCUGCAAUUGAUCUAGCCGAGGGCGGCUUUACUGUUCAGCCAGUAGCAGCCAAUGGUUGGCAGCAUGAUGUGGACAAACUACUGCGAAAAUCCAACCCCCAUGCGGCAUGCCUUCUGAAGGAGGGAAGGGCACCAAAGGCCGGGGAAACCAUGCGUCUUCCCCUACUGGCCAAGACCUUUAAGGAGCUUGCACUCAAGGGCAAGGCAGGCUUCUACGAGGGUCGUGUAGCACAAGCCAUCGUGGACAUCGUGAAGGCCAACGGAGGAACGCUGAAUCUACAAGACCUGAAGAUGCACAGCAGCUCCCUAGUAGAGCCAAUCUGCAUCAACUACAAGGGUCUUAAUGUGUGGGAGGUUCCUCCUAGUGGACAGGGGAUAACAACCCUGAUGGGACUAAACAUACUAGAGGGAUUGGACCUGAAAGCUAUGGGACACAACUCAGUCAAGUACCUCCACUGCCUGAUUGAAGCCAUUAAACUCAGCUUUGCUGACAGUUUGUGGUACUGUGCUGACAGUGACAAGGUAGAUGUCCCUGUUAACAAGUUGUUGUCCAAGGAUUACGCUGCCAAGAGGAGAACACUCAUAGACCCAGUAAGAGCUAGCAAGGACCUUAAACACGGUGAAGUCCACAGUGGAGGUGACACAGUGUAUUUUUGUGUCGUUGAUGAGCAAGGGAAUGCUUGCUCCUUCAUUAACAGUAAUUACAGACACUUUGGGACUGGUCUGGUACCUGAGGGCUGUGGCUUUACAUUACAUAAUCGCGGCUCGAACUUUUCCCUGCAGCCCGGACACCCUAACGUCCUAGCUCCAGGGAAACGCUCCUACCACACCAUCAUUCCUUCCAUGGUGACGGCUGCCGAUACAGGCAGCCUAUUGGCAACUUUUGGAGUCAUGGCGAGUUUUAUGCAGCCCCAAGGGCAGAUACAGGUAUUACUAAAUAUGUCCGAGUUUAGCAUGGACCCGCAGAAGGCCCUAAACCAGCCACGGUUCCGUGUUGAAGUAGUGGAACAAGACGGCCUGACAGGUAAAGUGUUUCUUGAAGAAGGUUUCAGUGAUGACAUCAUACAAGAGCUACGGACCAUGGGCCACAAUGUUGUGGGACCUGUGAAGGGAUGGGACAGGCGAAUAUUUGGCAGGGGUCAGGUCAUUACUGUGGGUGACUGGUACACUGCCAGAGACUCUGUAGGUAAGUCUCUGUAUGCAGGAAGUGACUUUCGGGGAGACGGGUCACCAGUUGGAUACUAAAGAAAUUGUGCAACAGUGGAGUGUGUCUUAUUAAUGAGUGAAGUCAUUUUGAGGAAAAAAUAAUUCAAGUGUGUGAUGUACUCUAUAAUUAUCUACAUGAAAUGAAAAAGAGGAAAUAUCAGCGCUACAGGUAAAUGUAUAAAGAAUCAUGUGAAGCUAUGAAAGUAAAGAUUUCAUUAAAUUAACUGGAUUGGGAUCUGGUAAAUUCAAAGUCAAUUUUUUUUUUCAAUUGGGCUUCUUUUUAAAAUUCAGUUUCUGGACAAUUUAUAAACGCUUUGUAUGUUUUGUGUGAAAGUUAUACAUUUAAAUGUCACUUCCGUGCUUUGUGUACAUGGAGACUUCAGAUUAAGAAAAAUAAUAAUACCAGUCCAGUCUUCUCACUAAGACUUAGAACUUUUAAGAAAUGUUACAUUAAAUUAAAAUUUAUUAUUUUCAUGAAAAUAUUCAUCUAAAACAGGGUAAUGUUCAAUUACUGUUCAUUCUAAAAUUAUUGUAAAAUGUUUGAUACUUAUUUCCUGAAAUCCUUACGUAUAUUUUAUGCGUGGAAGUUAAUUUCACUACAUCCAUACAUAAAUUAUGUGUUGCAUAAAAUUGUUUUGGAUAGGAUUAGUUACAGAUGUAAAAAAUAUAUGUAAAAUGUGAUAUUUAAUAAACAACAUAGGCCUACUGAGAUUCUUAAAAAACUUUUGAGUGUGCAUCAUGAGUAUUCACUCUUUGCAGGCGUUCUUAUCUUAAGUGAAUUUUCAGGAGUAAUUUUUUUAACUACGACGGCAUUGAAGCUUUGGAAUGUCAGUUUUCCCCUCCUAUAAGUAUUGAAUUUGACUGAAUAUUCAUGUAAUAACCGAAUAUUUAUUCGUUUUAUAUUAUUUCAUGUGUAGAAAAAUAAUGUACAGUUUUGUUUGCACCAAUCGAAUCGGCGUCUUCGAAAUGGAAAGAAAACAUGUAGAAAUAUUAUCUUCGCCGCAAAAAUAUCCUAUUUUUACUGUUACCAUGUGUAAAACCGAUCAAUAUAGCUCGGGUUUCCAUAUAAAUUUUGUUAAGAAAUCCCCGCUAUUUUUAGGGUCAUUGAUCGGUGAGAGCGGGCAAGACGACUAAAAAUAACCGGCUAUAUUUGGACUGGGAAGCUGGUCUUGUCGCAAGUUGUCAGCCGAGAAAUUAGCUGACAUCCUAAAUGGAAAGGAUAAGUUGGAAUGCGGGUUAAGCGCCUCGGAUAUGAAAUAAUUAUAAGGUUAUCUUGAAAUACUUGGGCGGAUAUUUGAUUACAUCCCACUUGGAAAAAAUAAACCGAGGAUGAGCUAAGAAAGCUGGUGUUACCUCCAAAACAUAUUUUCUUGAGCGAGGCCGGCCUGAUAAAAUAAAUCAUUUGUUUAUCACCCAGCAGUCGGUAGAAAAAAAAACGCCGUGGGAACUUGUUGGUAUAUCCAUGCUCUAUGGAUAUACCAACAUCCAUGUUCCUUGCUCUUUGGUAUAUCUUAAAGCCGUUUGCCACAAAAUAUAGAUGCGUCGACAGUUUUAAUGCCUCGAAAUGCGUCGCCAAAUUUGUCCGUUCGGCAGCAACAGUUUUCUCGGGUAACCUGUGUAGUGUUUUUAUGUGCACUGCUUACAUGUAUGUGAACUGCCUUAAAGACUUUGUCUAGUGUAUAGUCGUUGAUUAUAUUAUCGAUUUUGAAAGUGAGUCCUCUCAUGGUUUCAUUUAAAGUUAUCCCAUAUGUAUUUAACUAUUAUAUGUUACCGCGUAAACUUUGAAAUUGAAAGUUUGUCAUCACGUAAUGUCUGACAUUUUUGAGAUUUUUUUCGAUACGCCUACGCUUUGAAACAGAUAUUAAUAUGAUGCUGACGCAUUGAUGGGGUCACUGUCCAGUUAUUGGCGCUUUGAAAGGGUACCAUUCACUAUAAGUAGUAUAUUGAGGGUAAUAUGUUAAACAUCUUUUCUAAUAGCACGUGCUUUUGGAAGACGUACCGGUUCAUUUCAUCGCUUUAAUUGUUUUAAUCUUAUCACAUUCUUGAGAUACACUUAGAGUAUUCGAUCACCACGUAUAUGAUGUGAAGGAAAAGGACAGUGGAUAGUAUACAUGCUUCAUACAAACCCAUAAACAAGGGACACAUGUAUUCACAAUAAUAAUAUACGCCUCUAUUUAUACUCGGUAUGUUACAUUUAAUAUAGUUGCUGACUUUUGCCAUAACCUAUAACCCCAUAUGUAAUCUACUAUAAAAUAUGGUAAACCUGUUCUGUUGACAAAUUGACAGGUGCCAGGAACUAUCGAUUUGCUUUAUGGACAGAAAUAAUCCCAGCUUAUAUAAACUGAAACCACACAGUUGUUAUUUGAAUGACGUUCAUUGUUUUACAAUGUUUUGUACAUUUUGAAUGUAUCUAUUUUCUUUUUGACAACGGGCAAAAUCAGUUCUCGAUCUGUAUGAUAUUGUAUUGCUAUGGUUUUGAUGUCGAUGGAUGAUGGUACUGUUUUAAUGCAUGUCUGUAAUUAAUUAUUUAUUCAUGAUCGUUCAGACUAAGAGCGAAGCGCGUGUUCAAUGAAUAUAGUUGUCUGUAUCUCUUAAAAUCCAAUCGACCAGAUUGCCUGUAAUAUCUAAUGAAGAGAAAAAUACAGGCUAUUUUUCUGUUGCGUAAUAAUAAAUGCAGUCAUAUAAAA